CCUGCCCAGCUGUCCUGCCUGGCCAGACUGCUCGCUGCCAAGAACCUAACAGCUGAUUUCGGCAAGUAUCCGCCAGACCUGCUGCUCUUCUUCGACUCAGCCGAGGUGCGCGGUGGGACCUGCGGAGCAUUUUACACCCGGGCUUCCCGCGGGAACCUCGACCUGCUGCCCAAGGGCUCAUCCCGGCGGACGGGGCUGCUGCGUGGGGCUCUGGCCUGCCUGGGGGUGAAGAGCAGCCGCCUGAGCCCCGAGCAGCUCGGCAGCCUCGGGGCGCUGGUGUGCGACAUGGAGCCAGAGACCAUCACGGCCUCAGACCCCGGCGUCCUGGAGAACCUGAAGCUCUGCCCAGCGCUGACGGGGGCCCAGCGGGACGCCCUCAACGCCGUGCUCCUCACAGGGGGCACAGCGUACGGGGAUCCUUUGAGCUGGGAUUUACAGACUCUACAGAAUUUGGGGCCGCUCGUGCUGGCUUUGAAUGAGACCACGCUGAGUUUGGUGGCCAAGGCAGCACGGGAGGCUUUCGGCAGGAGCAUCGCGGCUGCGUACAGCAGCCAGGGACGUUCCCAGCGGGAGAAGUCCCUGACCAUCCUCAGGGCCAUCACAGCAGCGUCAGCUUCAUCUCAUCCCAGGCUGAAGCGGAGCACAGACCGCUGCCUGUCCGCACCCAUCACAGCCAGCACCGUCUCCGACCCCCUCUUACUCAUCAGCUACGACACCAGCGAGCAGUUUGACCUCUGCCUGAGCAAUGAGGUUUUAAAAGCAAACCUGGAACCUCUGCUGGAACAGCCGUUCACCGUGGAGUACCUCUGGGUCAUAAAAAAAAAGCUGGAGCAGAUUUACCCAUCGGGGAUCCCGGAGGAGCAGCUGAAGCUGUUCGGGCCACUGUCCCGCCAGUACACGGCGGAGGAGAUCAGCCUGUGGCCGGUGACAUCCAGCGACCCGCUCUUGGCCCUGCUCAGCCCCUCGGAUGGCAAGUGGAAGGCUCCCCAGGUCCAGCAGCUGCUCAGCAGGUUCCUGGCCCUGGGGGGCACCUUGACUGGGCCCUUGCUUUGGAAAAUCGGUGGGAGAAACCUGUGUAAUCUGCAGGAGGAACAGCUCGAGCAAAUAUCUCCAGAAGCAAUCGGGACCGCCGGACAAUUAAACAUUUCUUCUUGCUCUCAAACCAAGAAGGACAAACUCUACAGGAAAGCCCAGGAGGCCUUUGCUGGCCAGGUGGGCAGCACCAGGGCUUAUUACUGCCGGAUUUGGCCGUACCUGGGUGGAGCUCCAGCAAAGGACCUGAAGGACUUGGCUAAAAGUGGGGUUGCCAUAGACAUGGACAUAGACACCUUCCUUGCCUUAAAUCCCGAUGAGCUGGAGAAACUCAACGUCACGGAGGUGAAAAAUUUGCUUGGGGAAAACCUCCCUUACCUGAAGGAAGCUGAAAAUGAGACGUCAGUGAUGCGCUGGGUGAAGAGACAGUCCCAGCGAGAACUGGACUGCACCCUGGGAAUCGGCCUGCAAGGGGGAAUGGCGGACCCCAGCCCCACAGCAACGGCCACCCCUCCUCAACCCACCGUCUCGGCCACCGUCACCCCCACGACAACUGCUCCCAUGCCCACCACCCUCCCCACUGUCCCCACCCCUACUGCCAUUAACAGCCUCCCUACCACUGAUUCAGGUACCGGCCCCCACAAGGCCCCCACCCCAAGCGCCAUCAGCCCAACCCCCCCUAACAGCACUCCCCCACUGGGGGCUUUCACCCCCACCCCCAGUGCUGCUGGGAGCCCCUCCGCUGCCCGGCCCGCUCUGACCACCAGCCCCAUCGUCCCAUGCUCCAUCCACCAGCCUGCCACCUCAAGUAAGGCCACCCCCCCCGCCAUCACCCUCCUCACCACCAUCUUUGCCGCUGUCAGCCCCACCACCGCCUCUCCCAGCUCCAUCCCACCCCCUGCUCUCACACGUGGGGCCACCACCACCACCAGCGUUGUUACUAAGCCGGCUGUUACACCCCACAACACCAGCACCCCACUGGUGUCCGCAAACCCCCCAGCACCUGGGGGAACCGCCAACCCUGCUCCUGCCACCGGUAGCACCGCCACACCGAGCACCCACAGCGCUCCCAGCACCCUUGUCCCCAACCCCCCCUCCGCAGCCACAGAAAAGAACCUCCCUCCCCAUAAGCCCACCCCGACCCCCAACUCCACCGUCUCCACCCAAAAGAGCAUCGUGUCCUCAGAGGCCAAGACUACAACAUCGGUUUGCAAGACCGGUGCCCCUCCGGCAUUUCUCGGCCCUUCUUCCACCACCACCAGCAGCGAGACCACUAAAAAUCCACCGAGAUCGACACCCAGCGGAUUCAUCAACCUGCAGCCUGAAGCUGGAUCAGGCUCCAGGCUCUCCUCCUGCCUAGCGCACGUACUGAUGACAGCCGUGGGAAGCUCACUGCUGCGAGGGCUUCUCUGACACUGCCGCCUCCGGCACCGCAACCCACUGGAUCCCUCCUUUAAUUUUCACCGUCCUGCAAAAUAACGGUGCUGGCAACCUCCCUGCUGAAAAGCAGAAACCCAGGAACGGAAUGGAAUUUAUCCAUUUAGCACCAGCACAAAUUUGCUUAUUAUUUUUGAGGCUGGGCAGUGAAAGGAGGACAUUUUUCCAGCCCAAGGAAGCCUCACAGGUACUAACUAGCUAGCUGCUCUAUGUAAUACAAUCAUCAGCAAUAUUGACUGGUCUGGCACCGCAUUAAUGCCGACAGCAGGCCCAGUUCUGCCAGCUUUACUCAUACAGAGAGGUAUUUUACUGCUAAGCAGGCCCACUGGGUCCUGCUGAGACAGUGGGACAGCUCAGGGAUUUGAGUUACAGGCCCUCGUGGGGGAAGCAGAACGUGGCUCGGCCACGCAGUCUGAAAACUCAGGGAUCCACUAAAUUGCAUUUAACUUGUUUCACCUACAUCGAAAUUUUUGAUCAAGACUCGUUCAAACUACACAAAACCUGGUUAGAGGGAUGAUUAACUGAAGACAAAU
Molecule: messenger RNA, 3002 nt
Organism: Phalacrocorax carbo (great cormorant)
Lineage: Eukaryota; Metazoa; Chordata; Aves; Suliformes; Phalacrocoracidae
Source: RefSeq, a predicted model, not a curated record